AUGAGACAAGCGUGCUUUCAGACGAAGAAGUGAUUUCUUUAUCACGCGGACAACCACACGGCGACCAAACCACCGGGUCUGAACCUGCAGGUACAAGAACUUCGUACGUGAUCGAUAUAAUUUACCGCGGUCACUGUCUGUCAUGCUGUUCUUGCAUUCAUGCUUCUUUUGAAGAUUUGCCAAGACUCAAACUCAGUUGAUCGUGUUCUUCUCCCCGCCACCCAAGAAACGUAACAGGUACAACGAGCUCGUAUCACGAACAGAUCGCGCGCGAUGGUGGAGCGACCUCGAGUUCCCAAUUGCAGGGUGCUGACAGGAGAUUUCGCUUCAGGUAUUUUUAUAUCAAGUAUAUUUUAUUCCCUGAAAAGUGCUAGUCUGCGAUGAGGAUACGGCAUACCUGCAUGUGAUGUUGAGCCGUGAAUAGGCCUACAAUGCUUCUCCAGUAGUUUGGAAUGAAUUCUAAAAUGAAACCACAUCAGAUCACCAUCCCCACCGAAAUCUCCCUAUGGUUGGGUUUUGGCUGCACCGAACGAGGUAAGAACUCGCUUCCUGCUCGGAGAGCAUGACCAGAGCGGUUGGAGGCUGUGCUUUCGCGAUGAAAAAAUCGUCAUUUCUUUUUCGUGAAGGCAUGCUUGCGAGUUGUACCAACAUAUUACAUUCUGAUGAUGUAGUAGUGAUGCUCUUUAUAUCAAGCGAUAGUUUUUUAAAGUUUAAGUUUUAUUUCUCUCAUUCCUUCUUGAGCAAGUCCGUACAAACAAACAUGUCUUUAAGUGGUCAAAAUCCAGAUGGUCUUGGAAUGCUGAUUUUUCAUAGAACGACCAAGAAUGUUGGGAGUCGUUCUACACGCUCCUGCCGCUGCUCCUUAGCUGGCUCGAAGGAUGUUCCUGUUUUCGAAAUGCCUUCUUCUACGGCGCUCGGCGCAGGGGGCUAGAUUGUUCUUUGCCUCGGUUUUCAUGAAGCUCUUCAGAU
Messenger RNA from Amoebophrya sp. A120, 969 nucleotides. NCBI's taxonomy places the organism in Eukaryota, Dinophyceae, Syndiniales, Amoebophryaceae. The record is from the annotation of a GenBank genome assembly.